UAGAGUACUUUAGGCCUUCACAGACGAAGAAAAAGUCUUGCACUUCCCAUGUCAUGUAAUAAAAGCAAGGACAUGGGAAACAACGGGAGGUCUGCAGGUGGCUGAUAAUGAUAAUAUGAGAAGAUGUUUAGUUAGGAAGUGGCCUUGUGAGAGGAGAAAUAGGAAAACACCCCAGAGUCCAUUAGUUGUCGUUGGCAGCAUGGACAAGAAGGUGGUAUUGAUCACAGGCUGCUCCUCCGGAAUUGGCCUCAGUUUGGCGGUUCGUUUAGCUUCGGACCCGGAACAACUGUUCAAAGUUUACGCCACCAUGCGGAACCUGGCCAAGAAAGAGCGUCUUCUGGAGAGCGUCAAAGGCCUACACAAGGACACGCUGGAUAUUCUGCAGAUGGAUGUCACAGAUUGCCAGUCCAUCCUUGAAGCCCGGGAUAAGGUUGCUGAGAAGCGUGUGGACAUUCUAGUCUGUAACGCUGGUGUCGGUUUGAUGGGUCCACUGGAGGCUCACUCUUUGGACUCCAUGAAGCAGAUUCUGGAUGUAAACCUUCUGGGUACCAUCCAGACUAUCAAGGUCUUCCUACCCGGGAUGAAGGCUCAGCGUGGCGGUCAUAUCCUGGUGACAGGCAGCGUCGGUGGCCUUCACGGCCUUCCCUUUAAUGAGGUCUACUGCGCCAGCAAGUUUGCCAUCGAGGGGGCGUGCGAGAGCUUGGCCAUUCUGCUGCAACAUUUCAACAUCUAUGUUAGUAUUAUAGAGUGCGGCCCGGUCAACACGGACUUCCUGGUCAAUCUGAAGAAGGCAGAGCUCGGCGACUCGUCCCUGCAACACGUGGACGCGCACACGUUGGGCCUAUAUGAGCGAUAUCUGCAGCAUUGCAGUUACGUCUUCCAGAACGCGGCGCAAGACACAGAGGAUAUCGUAAAGGUGUUUUUGGAGGCCAUGCGGUCGCCAAGUCCGGCCUUCAGGUACUUCACCAGCGGGGCGGCGCCCCCCUUGACCGAACUGAAGGUCACCCAGCCAGACGGCCUUCGGUACAUCAGCGCAAUGAGCGAACUCAUCUUCUCGCCCGAUGAACAGUGACCUCAGUUUGAUGCCGAUUUGCAUUUCGAGGAAGUUGACUCACCGUUUUUGCUCAACUUGAAAGCGAGUUCCCCGAAGGCAAUGACGAAUUAUAUUCUUUUCAAAAUUGAAAUGUUAGGUUCCUUUUAUGUAAUAGUAAGCAGUGAUCUCAUUUAGAAAUCAGUUUUGACAUGCUGAACAUUUGAUUGUAGUUUCUGUUUUAGAGUAAUUUUCCUUUGGUUUUAUGGCAUUUUCAAAUUAUUAUUUCUCACUUUUCUAUAUGAGCAUAGAAGAUCUCAGUAGAGACAAAGUUCACUUUUAUCACGAGGCACAAGUGCAUGCAAUUUCCCAUCAUGCUUUAACUCAAGGCCAACCUGAUAGUCAGGUGAUCUUUUUUGUUGUUUUUUUCUGAAAUAGCCCCUAUGACCUCAAAUCUUUGUCUGCACAAAACUGCUUCUGGCUUUUGAGUGAAUCUGACUGUUCCAUUGACAGUUGCAUUCAUUAGAAUAAAAUGAAAUGAAUAAACAAUAACAAUGAAUCCAUUAAAUACAUUGAUAUGUUGUUUAGCUAAUGCUAGUUCAAUUAAAAGUGGAUUAAAACGGAAACAAAGCUCUUAACAGUGAAAGAUUUUAACAAUUUUUGAUUAAUUAAAGCCAUAAUAAAAUGAUUUAUG
This is a messenger RNA of Corythoichthys intestinalis (scribbled pipefish), 1724 nucleotides long. It is a transcript of the gene hsd17b1, whose product is annotated as hydroxysteroid (17-beta) dehydrogenase 1. Gene Ontology annotation, cellular component: cytoplasm; cytosol. Lineage: Eukaryota; Metazoa; Chordata; Actinopteri; Syngnathiformes; Syngnathidae. Gene Ontology annotation, molecular function: estradiol 17-beta-dehydrogenase [NAD(P)+] activity. The coding region runs from base 116 to 1072 and encodes 318 amino acids. The record is from RefSeq and is a predicted model, not a curated record. Gene Ontology annotation, biological process: estrogen biosynthetic process. The transcript has 6 exons.